This is a messenger RNA of Ipomoea triloba (trilobed morning glory), 2015 nucleotides long. RefSeq names its product F-box/kelch-repeat protein At1g26930-like. The transcript is spliced from 4 exons. The record is from RefSeq and is a predicted model, not a curated record. The coding region runs from base 438 to 1880 and encodes 480 amino acids. NCBI's taxonomy places the organism in Eukaryota, Viridiplantae, Streptophyta, Magnoliopsida, Solanales, Convolvulaceae. Gene Ontology annotation, cellular component: nucleus. Gene Ontology annotation, molecular function: protein binding.
CCCGUAUUUUUCUUUUUUUCUUUUUCUUUUUUUUUUUCAUGCGUUUUCAUAUUUUGUUUUCUUUUUCGAGAUUGAAAUACUGAGAAUACGAGAGGAGAAAACCAGUUAGCGAAAUUGAGAGAGAUAAAGAAGGGGGUCCUCUAUAGAUUAUGCCUCACUCGGAGGCCAUAGCCUAUUCUAUUCCUAUUCCGAUUUGCAGAGCGAAUCCGAGAGAUUGAUAAACCCCCGAAGAAGCUCCAAUCCUAUAUAAUAGUUUAUACUAUGCAUAGAUAAACAGAAUAUACAUCUGCACUGUUUCUUUGCACCGCCGAAUUCCAAUCAACUGUUCGUCUUCUCUUCUUCCAAUUCAUUUCGUUGUCUGACUGGUAAGAGAGGCUGUAGAGUGUGUUACCAUAAGGCGAAAAGCUGCGGCUUCCUUGUGGUUGAACCCUGACGAUAUGCUGGAAGACCGUUCUUGUUUUGUGUCAAGGGACUACCACAGAGAGCGUAGCUGGGCUUGCAUGAGUUUCCGGCUUGAUGCGAAUGGCAAAAGGCCAGCGGAAGAUGAUCAAGAGGAUGGACGUGUUAGGAAAUUCCCGAAACAGUCUGACACUCGUGGCAGAGUGGAUACAUCUCUAACCCUAGGGGGCAAUUCUUCGGCAUCUGAAGCUGACCAGGCUGGUUGUGAUUAUGAGGCUGAUGAUGGAAUGCAAAUGACCGUGGCACAAGGCGGUGGUGAUCAGCAUUCUGACGGGGUAAAUUCUGAGACUGGGGCACAAGGUGGUGAUAUGGUGGCUGAUCAAGCUGGUGAUCAGCAUUGCGAUGGGGUAAAUUCUGACACUAGCUGCCUAAUUCCUGGGAUUGGUCGAGACAACUCCAUUAGCUGUCUCAUCCGUUGCUCAAGGUCCGCUUAUGGCAUGGCAGCUUCCGUGAACAGGAGCUUUCGUUCGUUAAUUAGGAGCGGCGAGCUCUAUAAAUUAAGACGCAUGAAUGGUAUAAUUGAGCACUGGGUUUAUUUUUCCUGCAACAUGUUGGAAUGGGAAGCGUUCGACCCCAAUCUCCGCCGUUGGAUGCGUCUCCCAACAAUGAAUUCUAAUGAAUGUUUUGUAUUCUCUGACAACGAGUCUUUGGCUGUGGGCACAGAGCUCCUUGUGUUUGGAAAGGAGUACAUGGCACAAGUCAUCUAUCGGUACAGUCUUUUGACCAAUUCAUGGUCGACCGGAAUGCAGAUGAAUGAGCCACGGUGUUUGUUUGGCUCUGCCUGCCAAGGGGAGAUUGCUAUUGUGGCCGGUGGUUGUGAUUUGCAAGGAAAGAUCCUUAGCUCAGCUGAGCUUUACAAUUCGGAGACGGGAGAGUGGAAGCUUUUGCCAAGCUUGAACAAGGCCCGGAAAAUGUGUUCUGGAGUAUUCAUGGAUGGAAAGUUUUAUGUAAUUGGAGGUAUCGGAGGGCCUGAAACAAAGCUUUUGACAUCUGGAGAGGAAUACAAUCUCGAGACGGAGACUUGGACUGAAAUACCCAACAUGUGUCUCCCCCGCACAGGUGAAACUAGGGAAAACGCCUUGCCUACUACAUCUGAAGCACCUCCGUUGAUUGCAGUUGUAAAUGACCAAUUUUAUGCUGCCGAUUAUGCUGAAAUGGUGGUAAGGAAGUAUGACAAGGAUAACAGAGUCUGGUUUACAAUUGGGAGAUUGCCCGAACGUGCAAAUUCUAUGAAUGGCUGGGGCUUGGCUUUUAGGGCAUGUGGUGAUAAGCUCAUCGUGAUCGGGGGACCUAGGGCUUCAGGUCCAGGGUUUAUCGAAGUGAACUCGCGGGUGUCUAGUGAAGGGCCACCCGAGUGGCAUUUACUAGGCCGAAAGCAAUCGGGUAGCUUUGUCUAUAAUUGCGCCGUGAUGGGUUGCUAAAAAUGUGGUUCUUUGGGAACUAGGUUUUCUGAAGAUAAAUCAGAAAAAAGUUUUUGGUUGUAUAGCCAAUGCUUUGGUAAAAUCAUCUCGUCAUAAACUUGAAGAUAAAUCAGAAAAAUGUAUUUUUCUUGGUUA